Messenger RNA from Myripristis murdjan (pinecone soldierfish), 3596 nucleotides. Its product is annotated as serine/threonine-protein kinase tousled-like 2. Gene Ontology annotation, biological process: intracellular signal transduction; chromosome segregation; peptidyl-serine phosphorylation. Gene Ontology annotation, cellular component: nucleus; perinuclear region of cytoplasm. Bases 564 to 2663 code for a protein of 699 amino acids. The record is from RefSeq and is a predicted model, not a curated record. Lineage: Eukaryota; Metazoa; Chordata; Actinopteri; Holocentriformes; Holocentridae. Gene Ontology annotation, molecular function: ATP binding; protein serine/threonine kinase activity. The transcript is spliced from 21 exons.
UUAAUGUAUGAGCUGACAGUCGGUCCUUAUCGGUUGAACAGACGCAUGGAAAGCGCCGCACAAACCCUGUCCCAGUGUCCCUGGAGCCCUCUGCGGCCUGGUUGCGGGGUUAUGAUCUUUUAUCACCGAUUCACGAAUGGACUCUUAACAAGGUGGCUCAAUUUCUUCCCAUAGUGUAAACGUUUUACCGCACGAUACCGACUAAAGACUGGCAAGGCGAAGCAGAAAUGUGACAGAUGUUGUUUAGAGGCAUCAAAGAUACAAACAAGCCUGGGUUUGCCCGUGCAGGGGCAUCAAGGCGGACGAGGAAACCCCGAGGAUCAAGGCCUCCUGAUGACACUAGCAGUAACCAGCCACAUUGCUCCUCUUAGCUAGCAUUAGCUAAGAUAGCUAACGUUAUGCCCUUCCCCGCAGUUGAAAUAAAUAGAAAUGGGUAAUCUGAACAGCACUUCUUGAAGUGUCGGGGACUGGGAGUUGUAAAGGGGUUGUAGUCGCCGGAGGGACGGACAAGAGACUUUGUAGGACUGUGAGUGACUGUCAAAGCUGCACACGACCCUUCAGGCAUGAUGGAAGAACUCCAUAGCCCGGCUAUUAGCCUGGACCCUCGCAGGCAGGAACUGCUUGAGGCCCGCUUCACCGGAGUUGGCGUGGCCAAGAGUUCAGCCCAAAAUGAAUCAUCCAACCAGUCCCUGUGCAGCGUGGGAUCACUAAGUGACAAAGAACUGGAGACACCAGAGAAGAAGGCCAGUGACCAGAGAAACAGGAAGAGAAAGGGAGAUGUCUUUGAUAGCCAGGGAAAAGGAAGAGGGCACAAAAUAAGUGAUUAUUUUGAGUUUGCUGGUGGCAGUUGCCCUGGCACCAGUCCUGCCCGGGGCAUCCCCAUGCUGGUGCGCUCCUCUCCCCAGCACUCACUCUCUAAUCCUCCGGUUCAGCACGGCAGUCCUUCGUCCACAGCAUCAGUCUCCACAGAUCCUUCCUCUUCCACCGCUGUGAAGACGGCUCCCAUGCACUCCUGCUCACACAAAUCCACUCAGUCAGAGCUGACGCUGGAGAAGCUGACAGCGCUGGAGAAUGACAAGAACUCUGACCUCGAGAAGAAGGAGGGGAGGAUAGACGACCUUCUGAGGGCCAACUGUGACCUGAGGCGGCAGAUAGAUGAGCAGCAGAAGAUGCUAGAGCGCUACAAGGAGCGUCUCAACAAGUGUGUGACCAUGAGCAAGAAGCUGCUAAUAGAGAAGUCGAAGCAGGAGAAGAUGGCGUGUAGGGACAAGAGCAUGCAGGACCGCCUGCGUCUGGGCCACUUCACCACCGUGCGCCAUGGAGCCUCAUUCACUGAGCAGUGGACAGAUGGAUAUGCCUUCCAGAACCUCAUCAAGCAGCAAGAGCGAAUCAACUCGCAGCGGGAGGACAUUGAGAGGCAGAGGAAGCUGCUGGGGAAGAGGAAACCUCCCUCUAUGGCCCAGACGCCUCCGCCCAGCCUGGAACAGAACAAACGCAAGAGCAAGAGCAACGGCCAAGAGAAUGAAGCGUUGUCACUUGCAGAGUAUCACGAGCAAGAGGAGAUUUUCAAACUUCGACUUGGUCACCUAAAAAAGGAAGAAGCAGAGAUCCAGGCAGAGCUAGAGCGCUUGGAGCGUGUGAGGAACCUUCACAUUCGGGAGCUAAAGAGAAUCCAUAAUGAGGACAACUCACAAUUCAAAGACCACCCCACACUGAAUGACAGAUAUCUGCUGUUACAUCUGCUUGGAAGAGGGGGCUUCAGUGAAGUGUACAAGGCUUUUGACCUGACAGAGCAGAGGUAUGUGGCUGUUAAAAUCCACCAGCUCAACAAGAACUGGAGGGAGGAGAAGAAGGAAAAUUACCAUAAGCAUGCUUGUAGAGAAUACAGAAUCCACAAAGAACUUGACCAUCCUAGAAUAGUCAAACUCUAUGACUACUUCUCACUCGACACAGACUCGUUCUGCACAGUGCUGGAGUACUGUGAAGGCAAUGAUCUGGACUUCUACUUGAAGCAACAUAAGCUGAUGACUGAAAAGGAGGGACGCUCCAUUGUCAUGCAGAUCGUCAACGCCCUCAAGUACCUCAACCAGAUCCGACCACCCAUCAUUCACUACGACCUCAAGCCUGGUAAUAUCCUACUGGUUAAUGGCACAGCCUGCGGAGAGAUUAAAAUCACAGACUUUGGCCUGUCCAAGAUUAUGGAUGAUGACAGCUACAACUCUGUAGAUGGCAUGGAGCUGACAUCCCAGGGAGCAGGAACCUACUGGUACCUGCCUCCUGAGUGCUUUGUGGUGGGUAAGGAACCUCCCAAAAUCUCCAACAAAGUAGAUGUGUGGUCAGUAGGAGUCAUCUUCUACCAGAGUUUGUAUGGACGCAAGCCGUUUGGUCACAACCAGUCCCAGCAGGACAUCCUCCAAGAAAACACCAUUCUAAAAGCCACUGAAGUGCAGUUUCCCCCCAAACCUGUGGUCACCACAGAAGCAAAGGCCUUCAUCCGCCGGUGUCUGGCAUACCGUAAGGAGGACCGUGUGGAUGUGCUGCAGUUGGCCAGUGAUCCCUUCCUAAUGCCACAUAUUCGCAAGGCCCUGGGCACCAGCAGCACGCCCCUGGCACCUCCCAUCCCCUCCACCUCCAGCUGCUACAACAGCAGUGCCUCCAACUGAAGGGAGCAGCCACGCUGUAGUAAAGGCGUAGAAACCGAUCCCCGUGGGGGCACAAAGCCAUGCGGAGGCGUUGCACACUUGAUCAAACUUCUCGUGAGCUCUCUUGCCUUUGAGAGAGGAGAGAAGAUGGUGGGAUGGAGGGGAGCUGGAAGUGGGAAUGGAGCCAAACUGAUGGAUGAUGCAGUGAUGUAAUAGUAAAUGUGCCCACCACCAUAGUCCAAGUGGUAAACAUAUGAAGGGCCAGACUCUGGCGGUCACUUGGGCUCAGUAGAACCCAAAGAUUUCCCCCGUAUGCAUGCACUAACACAAAAACUCAGCCCGCUGCCACAAAGAAGGGAACUACCCAUUUGUUCAUCUUGAGGGGCUGUUUUACAUUUUAAGUAGUACAAGCACUAAAAAAUGCACAACUGACAGGCUAAGGGUUAUGCCAUGUAUGGAAGAUCACCUGCCUCCAUUCUAUGGAAGAUAUACAAGAAAAUGCAUUACUGAAGUUUCAUUCCAUACUGCCUGAAAUGCAUCAUCUGUCAAACUAUUUUUCUCAGUACUAGAAUGAUCAGUUUCAAAGAUGUAUCCCUGUAAGUUUGAACCUGGGGCUUAUUUGGGAAGGGCUCAUACAGGCAAGGGGAAUGACUGAUGACCAAAGUUCAAGGCUAGCCUUGUGGAUGUGGCACCGUUAGCAGUUCAGUGACUAACACAGAUGAGGGCUGAUUCUACAAGGAUUGGCUGGUUUUGACCUAUUUUGAAUAUUUUAUUGGAUAACUGGAAGUCAACUUGUUAUUUCAAUUGUUCAGUCCAUAUUUUUUCAUGAGAUUCCCCCCCUUUUAAUGUUUUCAUUAACGUUACAAGGGGGGCUGACUAUGAAUGAGUGUUGUGAGGAGAAGAAAGAUCCUCAACAGAAAUGACUAUGAAACCAUUAAAACCAACAUUUGGUUA